UCUGUGGCACUACCAAAUCAGUACAUUUCAGCUGAUUAAAGGAACGACAAUGGUUCCAGCUUUCCUUCUUGGACUCUGUCUCCUUUUACAAAUUGGUUUCACGAGCUCUUUGCGAGCGAGCACUGUUCGUGAACUAAGCGGAUUGUAUUCGAAGACGAAGUAUUAUUCAUCUUCGCUAAAUGCUGGCGCGGACGCCGCCAUACCUCCAAAAAUCUCUGCUACAUGUCAGAAAGCCGUUAGAAAUCUCCGCUCUUCAGGGUUAAUUGGAAAAUAUAUUGAUGCAACAGGGAGACCAAACAGUGGUCUUACCCUGGGUAACCUGGUAUGGCUUGGGUCUUAUGAAACAUGCAAAACUAUUCCUGAUGCACAGUACUGCCUGGCCCCAGGUGUCACAUUCACAAUAAACAUUGAGGGAAAUAUUACAAAACUUCCGUAUAUCUCGUGGGGUCUUUGUGUUCCAUCUGCCUGUACUGAGGAGGACAUUGCCAUUGGGAUUGGUACUAUUGCUAAAGUUGUAAUGCCAGAUCUACCUUACCUUGGGGGGAACAUCACCCUAAGUGGCGUAUUCUGUGCACAUAAAUCCAAGUGGACUAAUGGAGCCAUAAUAACACUUGCACUCUGCAUCAUUAUAGCAGCCUUGUGUUUGGUGGGGACUUUGGUUGACAUGUUUGUGGUGCAGCAGGCGUGGAAAUUUUGGGUUACAUCUUCAGAAUACAACAUGGAUAGUGUUGGUGGUUUAAAUGAAAAUGGAAUCUUGCACACUGGGUCAUCCCACCAUCUGGAGACAGAAGAAGCACCAUUACUCAGUUCUUAUGGCACUUCUAGCCACAAGUCUAUUAAUCCCGCUAUUGAGAUAAGACGGCCCAUUAAAACUGAAAAUAGAGGAUUUGUGGUCAAUUUCCUGGUUUGUUUCUCGAUGAUUCGGAACACUACAAAGAUAAUGAACUGUUCUGUGCCAGCUGGUGCUAUUUCAGCUAUCAAUGGAAUACGAGUGCUUAGCAUGUGGUGGGUGAUAAUGGGCCACACCUAUCUAUGGCUUAUAAUUUACAGAACACUCAAUGAUUUUGCCUUAGCAUUAGACAUUUCUCGCAGGUUUUCCUUCCAAGCUGUGAAUAAUGCUUUCUUCUCUGUUGACAGCUUUUUCGUUCUGAGUGGUUUGCUCGUGGCUUACCUUUCCUUUCGCCGCUUGGACAAGAAUGACGGGAGAUUACCAUUAUUUCAAUUUUACUUUCACCGAUUUUGGAGGUUAACCCCAGCUUACAUGUUUGUCAUUUUGUUUUAUGCCAAUCUUACUCCAUUUCUUGGCGAGGGACCGUUAUGGUAUGGUAGCCAAAAGGAAACACCGUGUCAUGAUUACUGGUGGACAAAUCUUUUGUACAUCAACAAUUUCCAUCCUAAUUCCUUACUUAAGGAGUGUCUGGGUUGGUCGUGGUACCUUGCUAACGACAUGCAGUUUUAUGUGAUAAGUCCAAUUUUAAUCUACAUCAUCUACAGAUUCCAGUUCCGAGGGCUCCUCACAGGCGUGGGCACUCUACUGUUAGCAAGUUUGGUUGUCACUGCUGUGAUUAUUGGAGUUUAUAACACGGAUGUACUUGAAUCUGGUGAAAUUCAACAAGGGUUUAAACAGAAACAAGGCAGAGGUAGCUAUUCUGACCUUGUUUAUAUUAAGCCGUAUUGCCGGAUUGCACCGUACCUCGUGGGGAUUGCUCUGGGAUACUUGAUUCAUGUUGAUAAAAAGACUCCGGGCAAAAACCCGUUGAGCAAGUUACCAAGGCGGGUAGAGUGCCUUGUCGGAUGGUUUCUCAGCAUUGCACUGGGUGUUUCAGUUGUAUAUGGUGUGUAUACAUAUUACAAAGAAGACGGCCGGCCUUUCACCAGGGCUAAGAAUAUCAUUUAUGGCACCUUCAGUCGCUUUGUGUGGGGUCUGGCCCUAGCUUGGGUUAUCUAUGCGUGUAACAAAGGUUAUGGAACCGUGGUAGUCAUGUCGUAUGCAGCAGCUUUCAUUCUCGCCAUCGGUGUAGAAUUUCCCACAAUGCAGUUAGAAAAUGUGUUGUUCUUCCGAUGCACGAAGUCACGGGACUGACACGUACGAAUGGCAACCCACUGGGCUUGAAGAUCGGGGAUAUGGAGAUGGUUAAUUGGACUUCAUUUUUUAUGUGAUAGGGGUUUUAUGAACUUCAUUUUUAGUUUAAUGUUUUAAAUUCCAAUGACGAAACCGAUAUUUAGAAAGCUAACAAUACAAUACAAUGCAAUGCAAUGAAGUUCAUUUUUAGCUUAAUUUUUUGAAUUCCAAUGACGAAACCAAUAUUUAGAUAGCUAACAAUACAAUGCAAUGUAAGAUACAAUACUUAGAGUAUUGCUACUAAUUACGAUACCUUACAAUUGUUUUAGUUACGAGACGUCAGUUACACCACCUAGUACGUUGCGUUACCAACAAGUAGUUACGUUACAUUACUUGUAAUGUUACUGAUUACGGUACUAUACAUUGACAAUCGACGCUACUUACUCUAAUAAUUCUUACGUUAUAAUAUUAUGUGGCGUAAAAAAACACAUUUUCACUACUAACUCUACACCGUAACACCUCCUACAUUACACUCCUUUCCAGAAUCUCAUUCAAAAAAAAAGGUACACGGUUAUGUCGUAAUUACUUAAGCUGUUUUUAAAGUAUUUCGUCACAAUGAUAACACAAUACGAAAAUAUUUGACCCUAAGUGCUUUCACACAUUGUACAAAAUUGUGAAUUUGGUAAUUUUUUUUUACCCAUGUAUGGCACAAAUUUGACAGUAUUAAAAAAGAUAAUUUUUUACCAAA
This is a messenger RNA of Stylophora pistillata, 2810 nucleotides long. Its product is annotated as nose resistant to fluoxetine protein 6. Gene Ontology annotation, molecular function: acyltransferase activity, transferring groups other than amino-acyl groups. Lineage: Eukaryota; Metazoa; Cnidaria; Anthozoa; Scleractinia; Pocilloporidae. The record is from RefSeq and is a predicted model, not a curated record.